AUACUUCUCUCAGAAAGAUAAAACCUUUCUCUCUCUCUCUCCCUCUCCCUCUCUGCUUAUCCAUCACUGAACAUUCUUUCUUUCAUCAGCCUCAAUCAAUUCAACUUCAGAUUCUUUUCUUUCUAAUGAUCCAAGUUUUCCACUUUUUCGAUUGUUUUGUGGCAAUGACGUGGUUCUCAAUUCCUUCGCUAUCUGAGAUCGUAAAACAUGUGUCGAUUUCAAGCUAGCCCAUAUGUCAAAGUUGAGAUUUUUAUGCGGUUAGAGAUGGGGUUGGAUAGGUUGAGCGAUUUUGGGUUGGUACUUGGUAGUUUGGUUUCAUAGUUUUGAGGAUUCAAUGUGUCCCGAUAAGAUCGUGAGGCGAAAACAGAUGGCUGUAGGCGGCAAAACCAGAAAUAUGUUUGAAGGUUUGGUAAAAGAAGGGUCAUUUAAAUGGUUGCUUGGCAAGAAAAGUUACUUUGAUGAAGAAUUGGAAGAGAUGGAACAUUCUCCUUCUGCUGGGAGGAAUUUUAUACGAGAGCUCUCUCCUGUUGCAAACCUAGUUGUUCGUAGAUGCUCAAAAAUCCUUAAGACCUCUUCAAUUGAUCUUCAGGAGAGCUUCAAUCAGGAGGCUUCUGAUUCUAUAAAGCAUCCAUCACGAUAUGCAAGGCAUUUAUUGGAAUAUUGUUGUUUCAAGGCACUUUUCCUGACUACACAAAUGACUGGUCAUCUCUUUGAUAAAACAUUCCGGCGUUUGACAUUCGACAUGAUGUUGGCUUGGGAAGUCCCUGCUGCUGACAGCCAACCUUUAACCAGUAAGGUUGACGAGGAGGUAUCAGUUGGUUUAGAAGCUUUCUGUCGAAUAGCCCCUUCAAUUCCUAUCAUUGCUGAUGUCAUCAUUAGUGAAAAUCUUUUUGAGGCGCUGAGUUCAUCAACUGAUGGUCGCCUUCAGUUCCCCAUCUAUGACAAGUACCUCAGUGGCUUAGAAAGAGCUAUAAGAAAAAUGAAGAGCAAUUCUGAGUCGUCUCUAUUGGCUGCUGUAAGAUUCUCUAGAGAAGAGAAGAUUCUCGAGGUUGAUGGAACAGUCACAACACAACCAGUCCUUGAGCAUGUAGGAAUAUCAACCUGGCCUGGAAGGUUAAUCCUGACAGAUCAUGCACUUCAUUUCGAAGCACUUCGUGUUGUAUCAUAUGAUAAACCAAAAAGAUACGACUUGUCAGAAGAUCUUAAACAAGUUGUUAAACCUGAGUUGACUGGACCAUGGGGUACUCGACUUUUUGACAAGGCAGUCUUCUAUAGUUCAUCUUCCCUAUCAGAACCUGUUAUACUAGAGUUUCCAGAACUUAAAGGUCAUGCACGUCGUGAUUAUUGGUUAGCUAUCAUCCAAGAGAUUCUGUAUGUUCACAAAUUCAUAAGCAAAUAUGGAAUUAAAGGGGUUGCACGGGAUGAAGUGCUUUGGAAGGCUGUUUUAGGAAUUUUGCGUUUACAAGCUAUUCAGGAUAUUAGUUCCCCGAUUCCUGUACAGAAUGAUGCUCUUCUCAUGUUUAAUUUAUGUGAUCAGCUUCCAGGUGGAGACUUGGUAUUAGAAACCCUUGCAAAUAUGGCAAACAGAAGAGAGUCAGAUCGUGAGAAUGAUUUCAAGGAUGGUGGUGGAAUGCGUUCUAUCUCAGCCUUGGACAUGGUUUCUAACUUAGGAUUUGUAUUUGGAACAAGUUCAAACAACUCAAAUGAGAGCAGGAUUGCUGUGGGUGAAAUAUCUGUUGGAGAAAUGACUGAAUUGGAAAUAGCGAUUAAAGAAUCUAAGAACAAUCAUAAAAAGGUUAUAUCUGCACAAGCUACAGUUGAUGGUGUUAAAGUUGACGGUAUUGACACUAAUUUAGCUGUCAUGAAGGAGUUACUUUUUCCUAUAAAUGAACUUUGGAAGUCUCUUCAAGCUUUGGCAUAUUGGGAUGAUCUAAGGAAGUCUUCAGGGUUUUGUUUGUUUUUCAGUUACAUCAUUUACCGGAAUUGGCUUGGCUAUGCUGCAUCACUGAUGCUUAUGUUAUUUGCUGUUUUUAUGAUAAUUACCCGAUGGUUUAGCCAAGGUAGGUCAGUUCCCGAAGUUAAAGUAAUUGCUCCUCCCCCAAUGAAUACAAUGGAACAGCUUUUGGCCGUUCAGAAUGCUGUCUCUCAAGCUGAACAAUUCAUCCAGGACGGCAACGUAAUUUUGCUCAAGCUUCGCGGCCUGUUGCUGUCCAUUUUUCCUCAGGCCACAGAGAAGUUGGCCUUUUGCCUUCUAUCAGCAGCCUUGAUUUUGGCUUUCAUGCCCUAUAAAUACAUAGUUUUGCUACUCUUCUUGGAGAUAUUCACAAGAUAUUCGCCUCUGAGGAAAACUAGCACCGAGAGAUUGAUGAGGAGAUUAAAGGAAUGGUGGUUCAGCGUACCAGCAGCUCCUGUUACAAUUGAAAGAGAUAAAGAGGAAAAGAAGAAAAAAUAGAUUGUUGCAUGGUUAAAUGUUCUGUGUAUAUGUUUUUGUUUAAUAUUGCUUUUCUCUUGUAUAUAGAGAUGUGUGGAAGCAAAUUAAUUAAUUAGAAAAUGCAAUUACACUUUCCUACGUAAAAC
Vigna umbellata (rice bean) is the source of this 2577-nucleotide messenger RNA. NCBI's taxonomy places the organism in Eukaryota, Viridiplantae, Streptophyta, Magnoliopsida, Fabales, Fabaceae. The record is from RefSeq and is a predicted model, not a curated record.